Molecule: messenger RNA, 3137 nt
Organism: Cynoglossus semilaevis (tongue sole)
Lineage: Eukaryota; Metazoa; Chordata; Actinopteri; Pleuronectiformes; Cynoglossidae
Gene: lzts1
Product: leucine zipper, putative tumor suppressor 1
Exons: 9
Coding region: 521-2494 (657 amino acids)
Biological process (GO): regulation of dendrite morphogenesis; regulation of synaptic plasticity
Cellular component (GO): dendritic spine
Source: RefSeq, a predicted model, not a curated record
AGAAAUCUUUUGUGAUGGCUGGGAGUUAAUCACUUGAGCGGCACACGCCAGUUCUGUGGGAGCACAUGUUCUACACUGGUCCCCUAGGGGGGAGUGGGAGGUCCCAAAAUCACACACAAGCUCAGACACACUCACACACCACCAGUGAAUUUACAUGUCAGUUAUAAGGAAAAGCUGGGUACAGGCCAACUAGACAAGCCAGAAGACCCACCCCCUCCAUCAGAACAGAACAGACCAGAACUGAACAGUUAACAGACCCCUCUGGCCGUGGUGAUAGUUGGAGCUUCACAUUCACUGCUGGUUCAUUUCAGGCCAUAGACACACAUGAGGGUAGGGAUGUGCACACACAACUGACUGGCUUUCUCCAGGACUGGAUGGAUGACUCUGUAGAGGCCUUGCUAGAGAUGGAUGCUUAGUUUGACUUGGCUAUGAAUCCACUAACUGAACUUCUCUGAUGCCAUGGUUUGGGUCUCCUUCUCAACUCCUUGUAACCUCACCACCCAGACAUCAGACCCGUUGAAUGUCCACCUUUGCCCGCAGGACCAUGGGUAGCGUCAGCAGUGUAAUCAACGGCAGCAGCUUGGACACGGACCACUGCAAGGCUUUGGAGUAUCAACUCAAAAAGGAGAAGAACCUGCACAGAAGGAGUGGAAGUCGCAGCCUCGAUGGGUUACUGAACUGUGGUUUCACUCAAGGGUCCUCGUCGUCCACGUACGCCUCCAAAGGCCUUGCUUACUCUCACUCAGGACAAAGUGAAGAUUUUUUUUACAUCAAGGUGAGCCAUAAACCAAGGCAGGUCUAUAACAGGGAAGGAGAAAGAUCGAUGGAAGAUAAAGGCAACAGGGGUGGAGAAUCAGAUGGUCCGCAGCCCAAGCUGCUGCUCAUGUCCGGGAAUAUCACUCGGACGACCACUGCUGAGAAAUCACUGGCCCGUUCUACUUUCUUCAAGCCUCUGCAUCCCCAGAGUACGUCAUCCUCAAAGACAGGACACAGCAGCCUGGACCGCAUCCUUUGUCCUCUGGAGAAGGACAGGAUUUCAGACAAUAAAAACAAACAGGACACUUUCUCAGGCACUCUAUCAGACUCAGGGCGUAACUCGAUGUCAAGCCUGCCCUCUCACAGCAACACUGGCAGUCUUGGUGCUUCUACAGGGCCUGUCAAUCACUGUGAUGGAAGCUCUGCUCCCACUAACAGUCUCAGCAGGACAGCACAAACAUCUCUGCCUUUGUGGGUCAAGGGUAGCAACAUUAACCUUGACUCUAGCCACAGGACAGUUUUAAACACCGCUGGGUUGGCAACUAAGAGAAACGGGGAAGCUGGCUCCCCACCUUCUGCACAGGAGCCAAGCCCACUCUCAGAAACUGCAGGUGGGAUCCGGUCUCCCAUUAGUCCAGAUGAGUCACUGAUUGAGCGUUUGGAACAAAGGCUGCUUGAGAGAGAGACGGAACUGCAGGAGCUGCAGGUCAGUUUUGAGGAGAAGGAAGCCGAUGCCUGCCACCUGUUUGAGAAGAGACAAACCUAUUUUGUGGAGGAAAUGGAGGGUUUGAAGCAGCGAUGCUCCACAAAGCUAAGACAAGUGUCUCAGAUGGCUGUGAAAACCCAGCAAGCCCUGCAGCUGCAGGAAGAAAAGGAAAAGCUUCAGGAGGAUUUCUCAAAGUUGUCCCUAGAGAAGGACCUGUUACAGAUUAGACUGAGGGCCUACGAGAAUGAUGGCACACAGUUGGCUCCAACACUUGAAGAAACUCAGUGGGAGGUGUGCCAGAAGACAGGAGAGAUCUCGUUGUUGAAGCAACAGCUGAGAGACAGCCAAGCAGACGUCAACCACAAACUAAACGAGAUUGUCAGCCUCAGGGCGUCACUGAAGGAAAACACGGCAAAGAUGGAGACGCUGCAGAAACAGAAUAAAGACUAUGAAGAUAAACUGCACACUCGCACUAUAGAGGCUGAGGUUUCCCAAAAUGAACUCCACCGCAAGAAGAAUGAGGCAGAUUUUCUGAGGGAGAAAGUGGGCAAACUGGAGAGAGACAUCCAGGAAAUGAAAGAAGAUCUAGCCGCGGCCAAAGAGGAGAGGUCGCAACACACACGGAAAUGUGAGGCCAAUGUCCCGAGUCAGGCCUCAGAGAGAUUAAUCCAACGUUCAAACUCUCCAGCAAUGGGUCAAAAGGAGGAGGAAAACAACAAAGAAACCUCUCCAGAAUCACUUCAUGAAAGAGUGGAGAAGCUGAAGAAGCAGUUGGAGGAGGAGAAGGACACUCAAGAAAAGCUGGCCAGCAGCUUCGAGAGGGAGAGAGAAACAUGGAAUAAGGAGAAAGACAGGGUUAUCAAGUACCAGAAGCAGCUCCAGAUCAACUACCUACAAAUGCACAGGAAGAACCAGGACCUGGAGAGGAUCCUAAAGGAGCUGACCACUGAACUGGAGAGUCGCACAGAACUGGAGCUUCCAUACAGCUCAGGGUUACAGACAUAUGAUGACAUCAUUGCCACAGAGAUUUGAUGGGAAGCACUUACAUUUUGCUGUUGGACAAUUAUUUUGAUCACAUUUUUUGUUUGUUUCUGCUAUUUUACUACUGGAGCACAUUCGCUGUUAGUGAUUAUUUAAAUAACUGUCUGUUUUACAUAGAGUAAAGUUGUAAAAUUCCACUUGCUCUGACAUGAUUUCUCUGUCAAUAUGUUUUCAAGUAAAAUCUAAUUUAUUUCGAAAAACAACAUUUUUCUUAUCCUGUCUUUGAAAAAACAUAUCCCUGAUCGUCCACACUCACACCUUUUUAUUUGCUAUAGAGAAUGGACAUAGGCUGACUUCUCUGUUUCAUGAUAAAUUUCUGGUGAUACAGCAAGACAAAGACUGCAGUUGAGCACCUGUCUCUUCAGGCUCUUCAGUAAAUGACAGUGAUGUAUCAUCGACCAGGAGUCGAGGUCUCCAAACCCUAAUUAACUUGGCCUUGUGUGUCUCGUUUACUGCGAGCUCUCACACCUUACACAAAGAGCAUAGAAUCUAUUUCAAAACCAGUGGAAGAAAAGAACUCAGGUCAAGUUAACUUUAAAUUAUUUUAGAAAAUCGUAAUUUAACUACAUUCAGCUGUAAUGUACACAAUGUACACAGUUUAACAACAACUGGAGUUGAAACAUUGAAUUAAACC